This is a messenger RNA of Mugil cephalus (flathead mullet), 3187 nucleotides long. RefSeq names its product poly(ADP-ribose) glycohydrolase. The record is from RefSeq and is a predicted model, not a curated record. Gene Ontology annotation, cellular component: nucleus; cytoplasm. The coding region runs from base 44 to 2440 and encodes 798 amino acids. Gene Ontology annotation, molecular function: poly(ADP-ribose) glycohydrolase activity. Gene Ontology annotation, biological process: nucleotide-sugar metabolic process; ATP generation from poly-ADP-D-ribose; carbohydrate metabolic process. The transcript has 18 exons. Lineage: Eukaryota; Metazoa; Chordata; Actinopteri; Mugiliformes; Mugilidae.
UGCGGAAGUAUUUUGGCAAGGUACAGAAAAGGUUGUGUCAUGUAUGGCUUCGUACUACAUUUUAAGAUUUGCACGCUUUCUGGAAAAAGGACUGCCUAAGAUUCAAGUCUGGACAAAAGCCAAUAACGCCUCAUUCGUGGUGUCACCUCAAGUUGUAUUAAUGACAGCACUGACAGACUUUGAACCUUUAGCGAAGAGACUAAGGGUUGAAACCAGUGAAACACCAGCGUCUUCUGUCAGAGGUUCAUCCAAACAGAGUGCUGGUGAUUGUAUCUUAGACCAAGAAAGCAGAGAAGACGAAACAAAGACAAACAUGGAGGCACAGCCAAAGACCGGAGAAGGUGGUUUGCGAGGUGUAAAGACAAAAGGUUCCCUUCAAAGAAUUGGACCCAAGCAGCAGCAGAAGUUCAGAAACACUCUUGACCGGUGGUUGGUCAAACCCUCAAGAAGCACAAUUACACCCGAAGCGUGCCAAACCCCGGAGGAUGCCGACAUGAGCGAUGAUGGAGACGUUCAAAGCACCUCGGCUCAGUCCUCAGACCGCACAAACGUUGAGAAAUCGUACGUCUCUGACACGGAUGAAGAAACUCAACCCUUGACGCCACAGUUCCAGGAUCAAGACCAGGAUCAACACCUUCGUGACUCACCAGUUUCCAAGGAUCGUGCAAGGAGUGGCUUUAUGCGGACACAGACCAACAACGACGAUGGAUUUGAAAAGCAGGAAAUGGGAGCGAGCUCAGAGGGCUCUGCCAAACACAGCAACAAAAUAACAGACUUUUUUCCGGGGGCAUCAUCACCUGGUUUACCUGUGAGACGGAGCAAGGCAAGGAGAUCUCCAGAGGAACCAGAUGCAGACGAGGAAACUACUUCUGCUGAUGUGACAUGGCUGGGAUCGCCAAUAAGCGAGCUGAAGAGGAUGCCACAGUGUGGUGGGCGACUUCCUCCGCUGAAGGAUGUUCUUGGCCAACACACUGUGAUGAUAAGGACGGACCUCCUUCGCAGUGGGGAAGUUCCUGUUCCGUAUCCUACCAAGUUUUGGGAUGCCUGGGAUGAUGCGCACGUUAAGAUGCCAUGUUCUAGCCACAACUUGUUUCCUGUAGAAGAUGAGGAAACACAAGAACGGACGAAUAAGAGCAGGUGGGAGCUGAUCAAGGAAACCUUAAACAAUACAUUAACAAGUCCACUGGAUUUGAAGAAUGCAAUAUUGAAAUACAACGCCUCAAACGCCAAGAAAUGGGACUUCACAUCGCUACAUUUGUACUGCACUAAGGUCCUGGAGCCUGAUGCUGCCGAACAUCUGUUUGACUCCUUGCUGCCAGACAUGGUGCAAUUAGCGCUGAGCGCAUCUGAGCUCUGCACCAAGCCGAUACCGCUCCUCAAGGGAGGCAUGAACCACUCCAUCACCAUGUCCCAGGAGCAGGUGGCAUGUCUGCUCGCCAACGCCUUCUUCUGCACCUUCCCCCGACGGAACUCCAGGAGGAGCGAGUACGCCAACUACCCGGCCAUCAACUUUUUCAGGUUAUUUGAGGGGUCUUCUUCAAAGAAGAUUGAGAAGCUGAAAACCCUGAUGUGCUAUUUUAAAAGUGUCACUGAGCAAAUACCUACUGGACUUGUGACAUUCACUCGAAGGCGUUUGGAUAAACCACCAAAUUGGAAAAGCUCGCAGACUCUGCUGAAGAAGCUCCACAUAACUUGUGAAGGGACCAUUGAGGAUGAUGGUUAUGGGAUGCUUCAGGUGGAUUUUGCCAAUCAGUUCGUGGGAGGAGGCGUCACCAGUUCUGGUCUCGUUCAAGAGGAAAUCCGUUUCCUCAUUAACCCCGAGCUAAUAGUUUCUCGCCUCUUCACCGAAGCCCUGGAUCAUAACGAGUGUCUGAUCAUCACAGGAACGCAGCAGUACAGUAAGUACACAGGGUAUUCGCAGACCUACCAGUGGAGCGGCAGCCACCAGGACACGACUCCGAGGGAUGGCUGGCAGAGAAGAUGCACUGAGAUUGUGGCCAUCGAUGCUCUGCAGUUCAGGAGCUUUCUUGAACAGUUUCACCCUGAGAGGAUCAACCGAGAGCUGAACAAGGCGUACUGUGGCUUCGCUCGCCCGGAGGAACCAAGUCAAAACCUCGCAGCCGUGGCAACGGGGAACUGGGGCUGUGGCGUUUUUGGAGGUGACACGCGCCUCAAAGCUCUGCUCCAGAUGCUGGCAGCUGCCGAGGCGGGCCGAGACGUAGCCUAUUUCACUUUUGGUGACAAGCAGCUCAUGACAGAUGUCCACAAAAUGCACUCUUUCCUGACAAGGAAGAAAGUCACUGUCGGGGAGGUGUAUGAUCUCCUGGGGCUUUACUACAGCUCGGUGUGCAAGAGCUGCCUCGGCCGGCGCCCUGACGUCAGCCUCUACUCCUUCAUCUACCAGCAGGUCAGCUCCUCCCUGGCGCCCGGUGUCUCCUAGCAGGGGUUCGGCCAGACAACACGCACCCACUGACUGCCAUUAAGGUCAAGUGGCUCAUGAGUCACCCUUUGCCUCAUCCCUGGGAAUCGGAACACUUAACCAAUUAAAAGAUUCGGACUUUAUAAUCAUUAUUAUUAUUUUUAUUUGGUAGAAGAUAGACCUAAUGUGGUGUUGACCACAUGCUGCAAAUGAAAAAUCUAGCAUACAAAUCCUCAAAAGCAUCUGAAGUGUGUGGUGGCACUGCAGACCAGCCCUGUGUUCAUUUGUGCCAGAGCCGGUAACGCGGCAGUAGAUUGAGCUCCAGUGUGACGCGGGUUGUGAUUUUAAUGGUGAAGCAAAGGUUGCCAUCCAUCUUCCCAGUGUGUCAUGUUGCCUUCUUUUUUUUUUUUUUACACCCACACAUAUCCAGCCUAAUUGAAUUGGCUGUCAGAAAUCAAGUUAAAGGAAAAGAAUAACAAGAAUGGUGUUUGGAAAAGCUUGGAGCAGUCCCAGGAAAGUGGUUUGAUUUAAAGAGCAGCCCGCCUCUCGGAGAAAUAAUCUCCGCAUUUAUUCGGUUACGUUUGUCGACUGAGGACGCUUGUUCUUUUCUCAAUGUGAUUGCACUGACCUUUAUUCGCUUCGUUUAUGUAUUUUACAAGAUGCUGAUGUAAAAUUCCAUUUUUUUUUAAUGGCUAAACUAGUGAGAAAAGGACAUUUUCUGAGGUUUUGUUUUUCAGUGAUUCCAAAUAAAAUCUGUUUUAAUGAGAA